This is a messenger RNA of Phytophthora infestans T30-4, 1074 nucleotides long. RefSeq lists its product as uncharacterized. The record is from RefSeq and is a predicted model, not a curated record. The transcript has 2 exons. Lineage: Eukaryota; Oomycota; Peronosporomycetes; Peronosporales; Peronosporaceae. Gene Ontology annotation, biological process: protein O-linked glycosylation. Gene Ontology annotation, cellular component: Golgi apparatus. Bases 1 to 1074 code for a protein of 357 amino acids. Gene Ontology annotation, molecular function: alpha-1,3-mannosyltransferase activity.
AUGCACAAUAAGGUGGUGGCAAUGGGUGCGUCGCUCAUUCGAGAGCUGCGGUGUCUUGGGAAUAAAGAGCUGGUGCAAGUGUAUCACUGCGGCUCAGAGCUGUCGGAGCAAUCCAAGAUGUUACUCUUCACUAUAGACGAUAGGCUGGAGCUCGUUGAUGUGUGUGGGGACCUAGUGGGGCAGGGUGUUCUCAACCAGACAAUGGCCGACAAGUUCCGUAAUUGGUGGAUCAAACCCCUGGCCAUGUAUCAUACAGACCUCCGCCAUGUUAUGCUCAUGGAUGUGGAUGAUAUUAGUAUUAAGAAUCCUGCUGCCUUACGGGAUCUCAAACCAUACAAGACAACAGGCACGACGUUUUUCUACGACCGACAUUAUCUACAGAAACUCUUCGCUACGUUCGACUACGGCCGAUUUAACGUCCUGGGAGGAAACUCUCCGUCGCAGCAUGCGCUGGAGUCUUUUGCCUAUACUAACAAGACAUGCCACGAGAUGGACUCGUCCUUGGUGCUCGUAGACAAAGACCGCGCAGGACAGCGCGUCAUGGACAUCAUGCUCUGGUUCAUCACUGAGGAACGCUUCCGCUUCCGCUAUUCCUUCGGGGACAAGGAGACUUUCUGGCUCGCCUUUGAGAUGGCCCAUGUGCCUUACGCUUUCUCACCGUGGGGGGUCAGUGGCGUAUCGUCCACUCCUAACCGCGAUAUGGAGCUGCAUCCCGACACACUAUGCGGUAGUAUUCUCCACUACAUGCCCAUAAACGAUCAAGACCCUGAAAUGCUAUAUGUAAACGGUAAAGCUCUACUAGAUCCGUACCCAGAAGGAAUCAAAGAAGCGCCCAAGACGCGAUGGAACAAUAUGUUCAACGCUCUCCCCACACACAUGACGCCACGACAGCCAAGAGCUGUACUCGGCAAGUUCGGAGAUGAGGAAAACAUUUACUCGGAAUGUCUCGUCGAUCUGGGCUCCACACCAUUACCCGAGCUAUUUACUGGUAGUUUAUUGCGUCGUCGUCUCCACUAUUACGGAGUCCAGUCGGGAAUGCUAGCAACACUGCAACACUGCACGACGUAUCAGUAG